AUGGGAAGAAGGCCUCGGGAGCAGCUGCAGCGCCAGGCCCCGGCUCAUGAAAGCGCCUGCCUGAGGGGGAGGCAGCCACUUGAUCAUGAAGAAAGUCAAUUGUUCACGCACUCAAAGACGAAAAGCCCAGGAGGAGCUGCACCAUGGUUUCAAUCAAAGAGCGUGAGCCAAGAGCCCGUGGUCGGCGUUCAUGAAUCACCUCUUUCACAGGCUGUGUCCGAACGCUGGGACUUUGUGACCGUCAGCCAGGUGGCCCCACAGAGAGGGAACCUGGCCAAGAAGCUCCGUCCACAGCACAAAAGCCUGCUCAGAGCCCAAAACAAACAAGCACUAAGACGCAGGGCUGAGUUUGGACGCGAGCCAAAGGGGAGGGUCGGUCCACGUUCGGGAUGGUCGCGGAGCGGAGGGGAGGGACCGCGACGAGCCCUGACGGGGAGAGGACGCCAGGCGUACCCGCAGAGGAGGGACGUGGCCCUUGCCCCGGCGAAGCGGCUCUCCCGUCAGAACAAAGGCUGUCCCCCAUUCCCCAUUCCCUCUCUGCAUAUGGAAGAGGCAAGCGCCGCCGCAGAAAUUAGCAGAACUAUCUGGGCCAUUGACAGGCCUCCCCCGUGGUCACAGAGGCUCGGGCUGUUUGGUACCCCUCCUCACUGGCUGGGCGCAGAUAACCGCCACGGAGGAGGAGACGCAAACACACAACCUCUGGCACUGGCGCGGCUGCUCUUAACGGCAAAGAGUGCUAAGCUUCAAACGGGGAUUUAA
Molecule: messenger RNA, 759 nt
Organism: Knipowitschia caucasica
Lineage: Eukaryota; Metazoa; Chordata; Actinopteri; Gobiiformes; Gobiidae
Source: the annotation of a GenBank genome assembly